Messenger RNA from Naegleria lovaniensis, 1323 nucleotides. RefSeq lists its product as uncharacterized. Lineage: Eukaryota; Heterolobosea; Eutetramitea; Acrasida; Naegleriidae. Gene Ontology annotation, cellular component: nucleus; tRNA (m1A) methyltransferase complex. The transcript has a single exon. The coding region runs from base 1 to 1323 and encodes 440 amino acids. Gene Ontology annotation, biological process: tRNA methylation. The record is from RefSeq and is a predicted model, not a curated record.
AUGACUUCACACUCUGAAAUGGUCGUCGAUAAUGAAAUGGUUCCGUCAUCCUCUUCAUCAUCAUCAUCAACAAAUUCAACGACAAAUAAUACUUCCUCUCUUCCUCUCAUAAAAGAAGGAGAUACCAUUCUCAUUAAAUUAAACAAUGGCUCCAUGAUUUUACAACAACACGUAAAACCCGAAACACAACUCAAACUCGGAAAGAAACAAACCCUUGCAUUGAAACAUUUAAUCGGUCAGCCCUAUUAUGCAUAUUAUGAAGUAAUAGGUCCAUCAUCCGACUCAACAACAAAUGGAGAUACUCCAUCGGUAAAAAACAACAAGAAGAACAAAUCAUUCUCCUCUGUUGUCAUCAAACGUAUGCUGUAUGAUCCUGAUAAAGAAGAAGCCUUGACCUUUGAGCCAGGUGAUGAUGAACAACCAGCUGAAGAACAACAGGAGGAUGAGGAGGAAAAACUAAAUAGAUUAAUUGAUAACAACAAAUCUCAAACUUUGACACAAGACCAAAUUUUAGAAUUGAAAAAACAAGGCGUAGAAGGAAAGGAAAUUAUUAACAAAUUAAUUGAAGGAAGCAAAUCAUUUCAAGUUAGGUCACAAUUCUCUCAACAAAAAUACCUCAAAAGAAAGAAGAAGAAAUAUCUCAACUACUUUAGAGUUAUUGAUCCAUCGGCAUAUGAUAUUUGUGAUUUCUACUUUGCCAAGAAUCCAGAAAAAAUUAGUCACAUGCGAGUUGAUGGCUUGGCACAACUUUUGACACUAGGUUCUGUGUUCCCAAAUAGAAAAGUCAUGAUCAUGGAGACAUGCAUGGGUUUGGUGACUGCUGCUGUUUUUGAAAGGAUUGGACAGUAUGGUGAAAUUAUUCGAGUAUGUCCUGAUGACAUGAUAGGAAAACAUGUUCAUGCAGUGACCUAUCUCAAUAUCCAUAAAGGUGUUGCCUCUUCAGUGAUUAAGGACGUUUCCUUUGGCAAAUUAGCUACUGCCAGAAAUUCAGAUUCAAAUGAAAUGCAAGAUGAAGCUGUUGUGAGUGAGGAAUAUUUGGUAGAUUGUUUAUUGAUUGCUACUAAUCAAUUCGAUCCAAAGUCUGUGAUUUCACACUUGUAUCCCUUUUUAAGAGAAUCAGGAACAUUUGCUAUUUAUUCUUCCUACAAAGAAUGUCUUGAGGAAUGCCACAACAAACUAAAGGAAGAUAGAGCGGCAGUGUUGGUUCAAUUGACCGAGACAUGGAUGAGAGAAUAUCAAGUAUUACCAAAGAGAACUCAUCCAAUGAUGACAACAUCAAGCUCGAGUGGUUACGUUCUUUCAGGUAUUAAAACCUUCAUCUAA